AUGUCCGACGACAAGGGCAAGGCCCCUAAGCGCACAGAGGAUGAGUCCUCAGGCAAGGAUGGCAAGAAGAUUCCCCCUCAGCUCGCGACUCUACUGUUGGACCAGAACCCCGCCCUGAAACAAGAACUCGCCAAUAUGGACAAAGAUCAGGCAGCGGCCCUGUUGCACAAUAUGGACCUGUCGCAGAUGCUCACUGGACUGUCAAUGGGAGGGAAGAACCAGAAGGAUAUGGCUUCGUACAAAUUCUGGCAAACGCAGCCUGUCCCCGCCUUCAACGAUGCCGCAAACAAACAGAUUGAACAGGGACCCAUCAAGAUCAUCGACCCGGAGAAAGUCUCGCAGACUCCCGGUGCGCUGAUUGAUGGAUUCGAGUGGUGCACUCUGGACCUGACAAACGCGGAAGAACUGAAGGAGCUUUACGAGCUGCUGAACAACCACUACGUGGAAGAUGACAAUGCCAUGUUCCGGUUCAGCUACUCAGAGUCUUUCCUCCACUGGGCCCUCAUGUCUCCCGGGUGGAAGAAGGAAUGGCACGUCGGUGUGCGAGCCACCAAGUCGCGCAAGCUGGUCGCUUCCAUCUGCGGUGUGCCCACCGAGCUCCGUGUCCGUGGUGAACGCAUCAAGGUUACCGAGAUUAACUUCCUCUGUAUCCAUAAGAAACUCCGCUCCAAGCGUCUCACGCCCGUCUUGAUCAAGGAAAUUACCCGCCGCUGUUACGUCAACGGAAUCUACCAGGCCAUCUACACUGGUGGUGUCAUCCUCCCAACCCCCGUCAGCUCCUGCCGAUACUACCACCGUGCCCUGGACUGGCUCAAGCUCUACGAAGUCGGCUUCUCUCCCCUCCCUCACGGUUCCACCAAAGCUCGCAUGAUUACUAAAAACCAUCUCCCCACUGAAACUCUGACCCCGGGUCUUCGCCCCAUGGAGGUGAAAGAUAUCGAUGCUGUUUACGAUCUCCUGGAGCGGUAUAUGCGCCGCUUCGACAUGAACCAGGCCUUCACGCGCGAGGAAAUCGAUCACUGGUUGGUCUACAAGGAGCAGCCGGAUAAGGAGCAGGUUGUAUGGUCCUAUGUCGUGGAAGACCCAGAGACACACAAGAUCACCGACUUUGUCUCCUUCUACAACCUCUCCUCCACUGUGAUCGACCACCCCAAGCAUGAGGCCGUCCGCGCCGCGUACCUGUACUACUACGCCAGCGAAACCGCAUUCUCCGACGACCAGAAGGCCUUCAAGGAGCGCCUUCAGUUGUUGAUGAACGAUGCCUUGAUCUGUGCCAAGAAGGCCCACUUCGAUGUUUUCAAUGCCCUGACCUCGCAUGAUAACCCCCUCUUCCUGGAGCAGCUUAAGUUUGGUGCUGGUGAUGGCCAGCUGCACUUCUAUCUCUACAAUUACCGGGCUGCACCUAUUGCCGGUGGUAUCAACCAGAAGAACCUGCCCGACGAGUCUAAGAUGGGCGGUGUUGAAGAACUAAGCUACAUGCUGGCUGAGCGCUUCGCCACAAAAUGCUUUACACCAUUGGAACUCACUCAUUUCAAAGACAACUUUUACCCCCGAGCCUCUGAGCAAGGGGGCUUGCGGUACUGGAAUGAGAAAACACUCUCGGACUUCCUCGGAAUCCCAGAUGGCAUUCACGCGUCGCAGGAGCAGCCCUUGGAUGCGGGCCCUGUGAUCUUUCGGAUGGUGUCAUAUCUGGGGGCAUUCCCUUUUCAAAAUACGCUGGCGCCGAGUGUGUUAACCUUUGAAGCUAUGGUCAAGGUGGUUGUACUUCUGACCGAACGUUAUGGGAAAGCCUUGAAACGCGGACACAAGGACCGAAUCAAGUUGCUCUUUGGCAGUCUUGCAGACGUGGGGAGGAAGUUACCUUCGCCCGCUGAAGCUGAGGAGGCUACGGCCAAGGAAGUCGAUGCUACCGUUGGAAAUUCACAUGCGCCGGGUUUCUCAAUAGAUGAACCGGCAAACGAUGAGUAUGAUGAAGAUGAGGAUGACGAUCUUGCAUUGGCGGCAUUGGAAUCCCUUGAUGCUAUUGAGGUGUUCAAGCAUGACCAUCGAGUGGACAAAACGGUUUAUGAGACUCGAAUUUUCAUUGAUACCUUCCGGCGACUGCUUAUGCUACUUCUCGUCAUUGCGCCAUUGAAACCACUGGAAUCUCUGAAAGUGUAUACCUCUGACCUGGAUACUGCGCGAAUGGAGGCGAUGCAAAAUGAAGCAGACAGUAUUAUUUCUGCAUUCUCACCCGAGGAGAACGAUGGUGGGAUCUCAUACAAAGCGUUUGCUCGAACAGUUUCGACUUCUCUACCAUAUCUGUUCGACCCGCUCACUGCUCUUUUCGAACAUAUGCUUUUCAGCAAGAACCUGGACCUGUCCCAGCACCGUCAAAGCGGACUCGCAACAGAGACAGAGACAGAGGGAGACACAGAAAAGAUCGAGCCCAUUCCACCAACUACAAUCAUGCUACCAGGAAGCUUCGAAUCCACCAUCCUAACUCCAACCCUAACAUCACACCUCUCACUCUUCCUCCCUUCAUCACCCAAUCUCAACCUCUUCCGCAGCGGCGUCAAACUCCACCCCGUCUUCUCUACCAACGCCCACGGCUCCUCACUAAGCUCUUUCUCCCACCACGUCCUCACCUGGCAAUCAGCAACCCUCCUCAUCCUCCAAGGCUCUCCAUCAGAUUCAUCCAACGACGAACUAACAACCCUCGGCGCCUACCUCCCCCAAGCAUGGAAAACAACAUCCUCUUCAACCACACCCAACCUCCCAUGCCUCUUCCAACUAUCCCCAAAACACAUCCUCCUCCCAGGCAACCCAUCCCCAUCAAUAAAGAAACCAAAUACCCCACCAGCCUACUUCUCCCCCACAACCGGCAUCGCACUCGGCUGUCAAAUACCUGCAAAAUCACACACCCAGCAAAACACCCCCAAACCCCUCGGUGCAGGAUCCCUCCUCAUAGACGGGAACCUAGAGACUGUCGAAUUCCACACCGCACCAGUCGGCCACGAUGGCGUCUUCUUGCCAUCUACCUCAGAUACUCCCGCCAAGACGAAACUCGAUCUGUAUACCCUGGAAAUAUGGGGUAUAGUCCCUAACCCGGAAGGAUGUGAGGCUUCUUCUAGUGCUGUAGAGAUGCAGCGUGCGAAGUGGGAGUUUGAGGCUAGAGAUGCGGAACGGAGGCGGAAUAUCAAUUUUGGGUCUGCGGGUGCUGAUCAGGGUGCGAAUGAGAAUGCGAGAUGGCUUUUGGAGGCGGCGGGGGUUAUUGGGGAUUCCAGACGUUGA
Molecule: messenger RNA, 3273 nt
Organism: Penicillium salamii
Lineage: Eukaryota; Fungi; Ascomycota; Eurotiomycetes; Eurotiales; Aspergillaceae
Source: the annotation of a GenBank genome assembly